AUGGCGAGCAAACAACAGGGAAGCAAGGCCGCGGUAGAUGCCCCCCAUGAAAAAUAUUUCCGCCGUCAGUCUGCCGUCAUUCCUGUGGGACUCGGAACGGAUCGCCAACAGGCUCUGCGAUGCUGGACUUCCAAAAGCCCUGCGGUGAUAGCCAAUCCUUCUUUGUUGUUUUCCUUGUGUGUAAUUCGGCCGGGUUCAACUCGUGAGAAGUAUGUGCUGGAGCAGUUGGAUCCUCCUUCAAGAGAGAAGUUUGAGGUGGAUCCAGAUUGCGUGUUGAAUGCAAAUACAGAAGAAGAUGAAUUAGCAGCGUCUGACAUCGGCUUGCUAAGCCACAAGAACGUUGCAUGCGUUCUUUCGAUGCUUAAAACGAGGUAUCUCGCCGGGAAGAUGUAUACUACAGCAGAUCCUCUUUUAGUCGCAAUCAACCCCUUUCAAGACCUCGGAAACGCCACAAAGGAGUGGAUGGAUUACUACCGCAACGCCCCCAGUCUUGCACAGACAGAGCCGCAUGUGUUCAGAGUAGCGAGGGCUGCUUUGUCGAAUUUAGAAGAUUAUAACAGGAGCCAAACUAUCAUUGUUUCGGGGGAGUCAGGAGCCGGGAAGACAGAAGCAACGAAACAAGUAAUGAGGUACUUCGCUGGUGCAAGCAAAGGAACAAACAGAAUUCAAGAGGCCAUAAUGGCAGGCAAUCCUCUUUUAGAAGCUUUCGGGAAUGCAAAAACAAUUCGAAACAACAACUCGAGCCGCUUUGGUAGAUUCAUGCAGCUUUCUAUCUCCAGCGAUGCAGGCAUUAAACACGGCGCUAUCACAAACUUUCUUCUGGAGAAGGUGCGUUUAGUCUCUCAGGAGCCGGGCGAACGUUCAUUUCACGUGCUGUAUCAACUCUUGAAAGGAGCUGAUCAAGAAAUGAUCAGCAAAUACCACCUCAGACCCAUCAACCAAUACGUCUUUCUAACAGCUCGCAGCGGCGGCUGCUUCGACAUCGAAGGCAUAGAUGAUAGACAAGAGUUUCAAGAACUUAGGCAAUCCUUUGUGUCUAUGGGCCUUCCUGCAGAAGACGAAUCCGCAGUAUUUUCGAUAUUAUCCGGUGUUCUUCUCAUUGGAAACACUAAAAUAACAGCACAAGAAAAACAAGGAGUCCCAGAUGCAGCGCAUGCCACGGGCGAGUCGCUGGGUAUAUUGAAGGAAGCUGCUUCUCUUUUGUUUGUAGAUGCAGAGGCAUUGGCUCACAACAUUCUUAGGAAACAAACGAAAGUAGGGAAUCAACUCCUUGAGGGGCCGCGAACGCACAGAGAGGCAGACAUGAUGAUAAAAUCUGUCGCUAAGCACGUGUAUGAUCGGCUCUUCGGCUGGCUUGUACAAUUUUUGAAUAAAGCAAUAGCACCUCCCUCAGGAUUCAACGUAUUUAUGGGAAUGCUGGAUAUCUUUGGCUUUGAAGUUUUUGAACAUAACUCCCUGGAACAGCUGCUGAUCAACAUCACCAACGAACACCUGCAAAAGCACUUCAUCGACAUCAUAUUUGAGAACGAAACGAAGCUCUACAAGAGCGAAGGCAUUCCAACGGAAACCCUCGUGUGGACAGAUAAUGCUGAAAUCAUGGAUACACUCUGCGGGCCACGAGACUCCGUUUUCGCUAUUAUUGAAGAUAUUUGCCUCGGACUACGCGCUACCGAUGAGGCUUUAUGCGGUAUGAUCGUUCGCAAGUUGGGAGGCCGCGGAGUGGUGCUUCCUUCUCGGCGAGACCAGCGGAUAAAGUUUGUAGUGCGUCAUACAAUAGCGGAUAUUGAGUAUUCUUGUGAUGGUUUCCUUGAGAAGAACCAGGAUAUAUUGAAGAAAGAACUCCUCGAUGUACUCAAGGCCUCCCCGAACGCCGUCAUGGCAGGCAUGUUUGAAGAUGUUGUCGUGGAAGCAGGGAAGAUCGGAAAAGGGUCUUUGAUUGCUUCGCAGUUUCUUCGCUCGUUGAGCUCUAUGAUCGGCCUCAUUCGGGAGACGGAGCCUCACUUUAUUCGUUGUUUGAAGCCGAACGAAACGAAGCGUCCGUUGGAGUGGGACGCACCAAAGGUGCUGAAUCAGCUGUUUUCUUUGUCUAUCCUGGAGGCCUUGCAGCUGCGGCAGAUUGGGUAUUCUUUUAGAAGGCCCUUCCAUGAAUUUGUUAAGAGGUUUCGGUGGCUUGAACUCGGUGCAGCCAACUCAGAAGCAGACAGAAAAGAAGUGGCAAUUCAAAUGCUGCAGGCCUCAGGCCUGGCGGCUGAUGAAUGGGCGGUUGGCAAGACAAUGGUGUUUCUGAAAGCUGAGGCGGCUCGUGCUUUAGAGACGUUGCAGGCAGAGAAGAUGUUGGCGUUUCGCCCUCUGGUUGAGUUCGUCGAGGCGGCAUAUAAACGAAUUCUAAUAAGAAGAAGUUUAGAAGAAGUUCUUCCUUCCCUCAUACGUGCAGAGGCGCACUGUAGGCGACAAGUGACGCUGGUAGAGCACGGGGAGUUGGAUCUGUCUCCUGGUUUUACGGAGGCGUUGCUGCAGGGUGUUGACUAUGCACAGCAGCAAAAGAAGAAGAGGGAGUUGGAGAGGCAGCAGCGGCAGCAGCUGAAGCAGCAAGAGAGACGCGCCAGCAGAAAACUAACAAAAGAAGAAAAGCUUGCAAUGAAAGUGCUGCAAAUGUACAAGUCCUGGGAUAGCAUGCGAGGGAUAGAGAUGAAGCAUGAAGGGUUCUUUCCUCCUGAGGUUGAAUAUAUCAAAGAAAAACACAAAAGACCGAUUAUUGAACGCCGAAUUAAAGAAAAAGCGUUUUCUCAUGUGGAGCGUCAACAGUCGUUUCAAGACCCUGGGGUGUCUUAUCACCUUUGGCAGAAUGCAAAGAGUUUAUAUCAAGCUCCUUUAAGCGAGCAUCGUCUUCAGAACAUUUGUACAUGCUUGAGGGAUGAUAUGGAUAGGGUGUAUGGACACUUCUGGCAAGUUAUUAUUAAUAGAACCGAAGCAUUUGGGCUCGCCAGUGCCCAUGCAAAAGCAGAAAGACAUCUUGUUAAUCAACAUGGGAAAUUAAACUCCACGAGGAAGCAGCAGAGAAGUCGUAUCUGUACUGUAGAAGACAGGACUUCUCUGGUCUUGUUCGCGUGCGGAAGAGUUUGGUGCCCCCGUAUUUGUUGCAAGACGCCUCUUACUUGA
Eimeria acervulina is the source of this 3159-nucleotide messenger RNA. Its product is annotated as myosin A, putative. The record is from RefSeq and is a predicted model, not a curated record. NCBI's taxonomy places the organism in Eukaryota, Apicomplexa, Conoidasida, Eucoccidiorida, Eimeriidae. Gene Ontology annotation, molecular function: actin filament binding; ATP binding; microfilament motor activity. Bases 1 to 3159 code for a protein of 1052 amino acids. Gene Ontology annotation, biological process: vesicle transport along actin filament; actin filament organization. Gene Ontology annotation, cellular component: cytoplasm; myosin complex; actin cytoskeleton. The transcript has 9 exons.